Ascoidea rubescens DSM 1968 is the source of this 2959-nucleotide messenger RNA. Its product is annotated as LMBR1 domain-containing protein. NCBI's taxonomy places the organism in Eukaryota, Fungi, Ascomycota, Saccharomycetes, Ascoideales, Ascoideaceae. Gene Ontology annotation, cellular component: membrane. The transcript has a single exon. The record is from RefSeq and is a predicted model, not a curated record. The coding region runs from base 243 to 2897 and encodes 884 amino acids.
AUCCGAUUUGUGUCAAAAUCAUUACGACCCGAAGACAAUACAUACGAUAUAAUACGAUACGAUACUGUAUUUCUUCACUUCUUCAGUAUAUACUCUCAUUGCUGAAUUAUCUCAACAUACUCCCGAUAUACUCCCAAUAUAUUCCCAAUACAUUUCCAAUAUAUUUCCAGUGUAUUUUCAAACCACUCUGUGCACAUUAAUGCCCCCCUUAUACUAUCUCUAAUAAGCUUCUUCCUAUCAAAAUGUGGUUGUGUGUGUUUUUAUCUUUGCUAACCUCUUUAUUCUUAUCGCUUUUAUCUGUCAACCACUACAUCAAAAUAUUCAAACACAGUUGGUUCUUAUCGACUUCCUUAAUAAUCUCUUUGAUUAUCCCCUUUUCAAUGAUCUUUCUAUUACCAAUAGAUCUCAUAUCUGCUUCUUUAGAUCCAAAUGUCAUUGAUAAUAACUUCUUUUACAUGAAAAAUUCAAAAACUUUUAUUUUAAAUCUCUGGAGAUUCAUUUACUGGUUUGGUUUCCUAUUAACCUGGCUAAUCCUACCCUUUUUACAAUACUACUAUUAUUCAAAUAACUUUAAAAAAAACUCAAAGAUAAAGGAUUCAAUCCUAGCUAAUUUGCAAUUCCAGUUAUUAUAUUUAACAGUUGGUAUAAUCGGCCUAAUUUAUAUCUAUUUUAACAUCGGCCUAUCCAUCAACUCAAUAAAAUCAUUAAUGAUAAUCCUAUCUCACUGCUAUUCUCUUCUAGUAGCCAUCUGGUUAAUGGGUUAUGGUCUAUUCUUACUACCAAAAAAAAUCUACCAAAAUUCCUUACUAAUUAAAAAUGACUGCGACUCAAAUUUAAUCAAUAAUCACUACUUGAAACUUUUAAAAAUUAAUGAAAAUUAUCAAGAUAUCAAAAUAACCUUCAAGGAAAUCAUCCAAUUGAUCUUAAAUUUAAAUAACAUUGCCGAUUUACCAGAAAAUAUAGACUACAGAGACUGGUUAAUUCACCUCAAUUAUAAAAUCCCUAAAAGUUACAUUACUCAAUCAAAUAUCAACAAAUCAAUUCCCAAUAACAUCACAAAUAACAUCACGAAUAACAUCACUAAUGAUAUCAGUAUCAUUCCUUCUUCUUACUCUUCUAUCCCAACUGUUUACACAAUAGCCAAUAGCGACGAUUCCGAUAACGAUGAUAACGAUGAUGAAAGUGCCAUCCUAACUAUAACCAAUAACCAACUAAACAAAAAAUUUCUACUAAGAGUCUCAAGAAAAUUUAAAACUUCCUACAACAACAUAACAAUUAUAGAAUAUCAUUAUUAUAACUUGUUGAAAAAAAUCAUUAAAAUUCAAGACAUGAUAAAGGCAAAACAAAAAAAUUCUCUAAUUUUAAGAUAUAAUAAAAAUUUAAAUUUCUUCCAAAAAUUCCUAUCGAAAAAACCAAUUCUAUUUUUUUACUUGAAUUGUUAUCUUUACCCCUUUAUAUUAAAACUAAUUGCCUUUUUUUUUGCUGUUUUAUCCUUUUUAAUCAUUUUCUCAGAAUUUUUCCACAACACAAGAUUAUCAAUCAUAAAUUAUAUUAUAUUUAAAACAACCUCUUUAAACUUUUUUAAUAACUUUUUCAUUGUCUUAAUCUUAAGUUACAUGUGUUUCACAUCUUUAAUCUCUCUAACAAAUAUCAAAAUUUUCAACUAUUAUCAAUUAAUUCAUCAUAAUUCAACUCCUGAAAAUUCUUUAUUCUAUUCAAGUUGGGCAAUUAGAUUAACCAUUCCUCUAUCCUAUAAUUUCCUAACUCUAUUAAAUGAACAAAUCUUAAACAGUGUUGAUCCAAUUGAUAAUCAAGAUAAUAAUAAUUCAAAAAAGAUUUCAAUUUUUUCUUCUUUCAUAUUAAAUAACGAUAAAACUCAAUUUGCAAAAUUCUUAGGUAACGCAAUUAAUUCCAUCAAAAUAGGUAAACAAAUCAAUAACUUUCUACCUUAUUUAAUCUUAUUACCAAUCUUAAUUCGCUUUUUCUUAAAUUCUUUCAAAAAUCACAAAAUUUAUAAACUAUUUACAACUGCUUAUAACAGUUACUUUGAUAUUGAUGAUUUCUUAUUCAAUGGUGAUGAUGAUCUUGACCUGGAUAUAGAAGAUGGCUUGGAUAUUAAUAACUCAGGCUCAAGAAGAACAAGAAGAACAUUUAGUUUAUCAACAAACUACGAAACAGAUACAGAAAGAAGAAGAAAUGAAAUCAUCAUAAAAGAAGUUAAUAAAAUCAUUGAAAAGGAAUUAAUUAACCCUAAAUCCUUAUUGAAUACUUAUGAAGAAUUAAACCGUAAAGGUAACAUUUUUUCUCUAUUUGAUAAAAUUCCAUUGUUUCAUAAAUUAUACUUGCUAUUAAAUGAAAACUCUGUCGAGUUACCACUCACUGAAUCUGAUCUGCACACAAGAUUAUUAAAUUCUCAUAGUAGUAGUAGUGAAAGUGAACUUGAGAUCCCCCAAACUAUAAACAAUCCUGAUUCUUUAAAUGCUUCAAGAGGAAUACCACUGGAAAUCUUAAAGAAUAAAAACAAUCCCAAUGGUUUUAAUGAAUUUAAUGAUACACAACCAUCAAUGUUUACAAACGUCAAAUCGAAAUUUUCUGAUAGCUUCAAAAAGAUAAUUAAAAAUAACCAAUCAGAUUUAAAUAAUAAAACAAAUGCAAGAACUAAUGAUUAUGAAGAAGAAAACAAUUCAGCUUUUAUGAUUAAUCCAGAUUUACAUAAUUUGAGAAGUAAUAGCAGUUAUUACAGUAAUAAUAGUUACAGAACUACUAUAAAUGAGCAUAGUUUAUAUGCUGACGAUGAGAACUCUUCAGAUGAUGAAGCUGAAGAAGCAGAUUUAAUUAACAACCUUGAAAGAUUUGAUAAUGCAUCUGUUGAUCUGCAUGGGAUUUCAUAUUUUUAAGAAUGGAAAUUACUUUCAAUUUUUUGUUUUGUUUUGUUUUGUUUUGUUUUGCUUUCUUGUUU